AUGAUUGAGCCCCCUGUUUGGCCCCAGUUUCCACCCAGACGAAACAGGCAAAAGCCUUUGGCGCUCUUGGCAACCGCUCUGCCCGGCGGCACACAAUGGCGGAGCAGCCGCGCACUCCAGCCGAAGCGGGGCUUUGCCCGCGAUUUGCAGCCUCUCAGGCGCAAAGACGCUGCCGCCGCUGCAGCAACAGCCCCGCCGCCCGCGCGCGCGCGCGCUCCGCGCCGCCGCGUUCCAAGGAAGGGAACCUCCUUCGCGUCACAGGGCCGGGCAGCCAAUGGGACUCCAGGAGCGGGGAUUCCCGCGCCUCUUGCCGCUUGCCCUGUCUCUUUAAACGGUUGCGCCGAGCAGGGAGCUCAGAGGGGACAGGGAGGCCUCUUAGGAGGCUGCGGGGUGCCGAGCGAAGACAGACGAGGGGGGCAAAGGACAAAAUGCACCUUAAUGCACCUUAAAAAUGCACGGAGAGGAGGAGGAGGAGCAGAGGGGGGAAAUCCGAGGCUGCCGGGGAAGAUUCACUCCUUGCAUUCCACAGAGGGGUGGAUCAGGGAAGAGGCGGGGUUGUUCGGCCCCGGCAAAAGGGAACAGCAAGGCAGGCACCCCUCUCCCCAGAUGGAGUGGAAGUUAGAAAGAUCUGCCGGGCGCAAGGUCAAGACGGACGAAGAGGUGUUGUGGGUAAAUCGAGAUCCUCCCGUCCAGACCGACACACCCAUAGCUUUGCGGGGCUGGGCAGGAGUCGGCCCGAGGGUCAGCAGGGGGGAAAGCGUCGGCUGGGCUCUCUGGGAUGCGAUGCGGCGAAAAAACCGCUGCAUUGCGCCUGAAGGCCUGGGCACUGGUCCAUGGAGGCUGAUGUUGAAGGAAAUGGCCAUAGUUGUUAUCAAGGUGCCCCUUGACUCGUGUUUAGUUUAUGCUAGAUUAAAACUUCAAGUGUCAACGGGCCUUUUGGAGAUCAGGAAACCAGGGGUUAGCCCAAGAUCCUCCUGGCCUAUCCGUUUGUCAUGGGGGAAAAUAAUGAAGGCUCUUGGGACAGACCUCAGACAGAUCAGAAAGCAAAGUUUACAAAUGCUGACCAAGGGCUAUCCUGACAUGAAGUUGCCUGAUGGACACCCUUUGCAUGGGGAGAAUCAAGAGUUUCAGGUAACUGAGACACCAGGCAAGACCUCAUACUCACAAUUUAAAAGUUGCAUUGUGAAGAAACUGGCAUCUCAAAUUCCUGUUGCUAGUAGCCCAAUUGCCACAAGGCGGCGGCAGGAGUGCACCAGAAACCAGGCGGAGCAAACCUUUGCAGAAUGCAGUCCGUCCGAAUUCCCUACCUUAGAGGACAGAUCUGAUUUUACGGAGUCAUUUGGGAGGAUCACAACAAUUCCAGUGUAUUCUAGGAGGCUUACUGAAACCACUGUUGGUGAACCCAUUAUAUUUACUAAUACCACUCACGUGAAUGAAGGAAGUGAAACAGAGAAACAGAAAUGUCUUCAUCAGAUGAUGGUCACCAAAGAGAACAGGCAUGGCAUCUCAGAACAAGAGGGCUUCAGGAUCUGUGAGAAACCCAAGUGCCUUUGGAAAGGUUGCAAGGAUGGAACCAAGAUUGAACAUGAUGCUCAUAGCAUUUCAGCGGGCACAGAAAAAUCUCUGCCUUUGGAGCCUGAAAUUAGGUUUCACAUAAGCGGUUUACGCAAUGACUACUAUCUAAACCUACUGGACUGGAGCCACAGGAAUCUUCUCGCAGUUGCGCUAGGAUCAGUUCUGUACAUUUGGAAUGGAGAAACCAACCAAAAUGUCAAAAGCAUAGACUUAUGUUCCAGUUGCAAAUAUUAUGUUGCCUCCAUAGCGUGGAUGAGAGAGAAUCCUUGGCUUGCUUUUGCAACAAGUGAUGGAGAAGUGCAACUGUGGGACAUUGAAACCCAAAAGAGGCUGAGAACUAUGUUUGGUCACCUGUCAGUAGUUGGAGCUCUGAGUUGGAAUGGUCCUAUACUUAGCAGUGGUUCAAGGCUAGGCUAUAUUCACCAUCAUGAUGUUCGAGCAGCUCAGCAUCACAUUGGAAGGGUUCGGCAAAGCAAGCAGAGUGUUUGUAGCCUGCAGUGGUCCCCAGACCGCAAACUCCUGGCAAGUGGCUCUAGUGAUGGUCUGCUGAAUAUUUGGCCUAAUGAUCCAGGUGUGACAGGACCACUGUCCUCCAUAUCUCAUUCCUCAGCAGUGAAGGCAAUGAUGUGGUGCCCGUGGCAAUCUGCUGUAAUUGCCACAGGAGGGGGAAUAAAGGACAGAACGCUGCACAUCUGGAAUAUAAGCAGCAUGAAAAGCCUUGAGAGGGCAGAUACAAGAUCUCAGAUAUGUUCUCUGCUCUGGUUACCUAACACUAAAGAAUUAAUCACCGGGGAAGGAUAUCCUUGGAAUAAGAUGUCAGUCUGGAGAUAUCCCAUGCUUUCAAAUUCAGCAGAACUUUGUGAUCACAAAGGAAGAGUUUUGCAUAUGGCGCUGAGUCCAGAAGGAAAUAGGAUCUUUUCUGCUGGAGCUGAUGAGACCGCAUAUGUGUGGAAGUACAGAAGGAUGAAACCAAACACAAUGCAUUUUCAGGAAGAGAAUUGUUUUAAUUAA
Euleptes europaea (tarantolino) is the source of this 2586-nucleotide messenger RNA. RefSeq names its product cell division cycle 20B (gene CDC20B). Gene Ontology annotation, molecular function: protein binding; ubiquitin ligase activator activity; anaphase-promoting complex binding. The record is from RefSeq and is a predicted model, not a curated record. Gene Ontology annotation, biological process: anaphase-promoting complex-dependent catabolic process; positive regulation of anaphase-promoting complex-dependent catabolic process; positive regulation of ubiquitin protein ligase activity. The transcript is spliced from 14 exons. Gene Ontology annotation, cellular component: anaphase-promoting complex. Lineage: Eukaryota; Metazoa; Chordata; Lepidosauria; Squamata; Sphaerodactylidae. The coding region runs from base 1 to 2586 and encodes 861 amino acids.